Molecule: messenger RNA, 969 nt
Organism: Heterostelium album PN500
Lineage: Eukaryota; Evosea; Eumycetozoa; Acytosteliales; Acytosteliaceae
Exons: 4
Coding region: 1-969 (322 amino acids)
Source: RefSeq, a predicted model, not a curated record
AUGAAAUUAACAUUUAAUAUUUCAAUUCUUAUAGUAUUAUUAUCCAUUUUAAAUGUGGUACACUCAGCUGAAUUAAAUAUUGGACAAUAUAUUAUGGUUGCCAAAAAUGAGCAAUUUAUUUCUAUUAACACCACUGAUGGCACUAUAAUAAAGAAUGUCAAUAUGGCAGCACCAUUCUUGUUCUUUCAUGGAUUUUUAUCUGGAAAUUCAGAGGAUAAUACUAUGUUAUUGUUAGUUACCGAUUUUGAUCUUGGUCAGGAUUUAGUAGUGGAGUAUUCCAUCAAUAAUAAUACUUUUACAGAGGUUAUGGGUUUGAAUUAUACUUUUACAGGUACACAAAAUCCUCAAUACUUUGCCUAUGAUCCAGUUUAUCAAUUAGCUGCUAUUCCAGACUUGAAUUUAAUGGUUAGUCAUCCAAAUCUUACUGUUUUCAUAUGGGACUUUAAAAAUCAAGAAUUUUUAUCGAUUUCACUUCCAACUGGACCAUUGAAACAACGUUCGAAAUACCCAGUCGGUUCAUAUGAUCCAACGACAGGUGACUACCAUAUUAUCUAUGAACCGAUUACAUCAUUGGGUACCUAUUACAUAGUUUUCAACCUGUGGAGUAAAUCCAUUGUCCAGGAGCCAAUUUUCUUUAAUGGUUUCGUUAUGAAAACUCCACAAAUCGUUUACUUUGACAAUCAAGUAUUCUUUAUUGAUUUGUGUCAAAAAUGUAACUAUACGAUUUACAAUGUAUCGAUUGCAACUGCAACCACACAAAUCAUCUAUACAGUACCAAAUCGUUUCCCAGCAUAUAUUUUCUCAAGUACUCUUGGUGUAAAAGGAAGCACAAUUGUUUUGUUUUCUUCUCUUAAUGGUGAAGAGUAUACAACAACUGUUAUUGAUCUUGCUACCCAAGAUGUUCAUAUAUCACCAGCUGUCAAAAUGAUUCUUCCAAUCAGAUUUGAAUGGAUAAGUGCUGGAUUUUAA